Molecule: messenger RNA, 663 nt
Organism: Zychaea mexicana
Lineage: Eukaryota; Fungi; Mucoromycota; Mucoromycetes; Mucorales; Lichtheimiaceae
Exons: 5
Coding region: 1-663 (220 amino acids)
Source: RefSeq, a predicted model, not a curated record
AUGGACAAAUUGACAAAAGCUCAAGAAAAACAUUUACAGCUUGCAUUGUCUGCUGUUGUGAAUACAUUGAAAACUGACAAGGAAGUCAACAUGAAGAAGUACAUUGGUGAAAUCACUUUCAGCCAUUUGUCCAAUAUGAUCAAGAGCGAGAAUUUUCACAACGAAUGUGUAUACAACGACAAAGCAAAUGAUGCUGUAAAGCAAAUAUUUAAGGAGUAUGAAGAGGGGGGUAUCAUGGCCGUACGAAUCUAUAUAUCUGAAGAAAAGAUCAAGAUGUUGAAAGCUGGAGAAUAUGAUGGAAGCUCGGUUGUAUUGAAGAUUUACGACAUCUUUUUAUAUAUAUUUGACAUGAUCCAAUUCGACUUCCAAAACAGACAUAGUUAUAUGAUGUCUGAGAAUGAAUCCUUUGCUCAGUGGCAAUAUGUUUUCCGUGUUCUUUUUCAGUGCACAAUUAUCCAAGUACGAACUGAGAUCUUGUCCCAAGCCACAAGAGAAGAGAUGAAAGAGGAAAAUGGUGGUUUCGGGUGCAAAAUCGACAUGCUGAUAGUAACUCACGGAAAGGAUGGAGAAGAGAACCGUGAUAAAUUGGCGUCAAACGAACAUAAGAAAGCAAACGCUGAGCAUGAUCUCAUGUUCAAGCAACAGUCAAAAAGCAUCUUGUGA